Messenger RNA from Diversispora eburnea, 167 nucleotides. The record is from the annotation of a GenBank genome assembly. Lineage: Eukaryota; Fungi; Glomeromycota; Glomeromycetes; Diversisporales; Diversisporaceae.
AUGGACCUAUAGUUGAUUUUAUAGAUUUUUAUAAAAAUUGUAUAGAAAAAUUUCAAAGAAAACGGUCUUCUGAUAAUGAUAAAAUAAAAAAAUUAGAAAAUCAGAUUAAUAAGAUUAGCGAUACAGAAAAUGAAUUUCAAAACAUGGUAAAUCAGAUGUAUAAUUAG